AUGGAACGACCUCAAUACCAGCAUUAUAUACCUCGCUUCAUUUUGAAGCACUUUACUUUCGCAGAGAGUAUAGGCAGAAGAUCUGCCAAAGAUGGUUUGUUACAUGUCCUCGAACUUCCAAGGGGGGGAUUCAAACUCGCGAACCUCAGUAAGACAUGCGGGGAGUACAACCUCUAUGAUCUUCCGAGUAGCGCCAACCCUAGAAACAUCGAAGAGCUGUUCAGCGACCUAGAGAGCAAAUCAAGCCAAAUAUUCGGUAAAAUAAGGGACGCCGUUGCCAAGAGUCUUGACCAUAUCGACAUCCUUGAAAAAGACAUUCAAAUCCUCUUCAAGUUCAUGGACCUUUCCAGGAGACGAUCUGAGUAUUUUCGAGACGAUAUAGCUGAUCCUUAUCGAAAAAACGACUUUAUGUUCCAAGAAAUGUUCGAACAAGCACGAAAUCAAGGUCAAUCCGACGAUCCAUCACAAUUUUGGCUUGAGGGUUUGCAGUACCUCUUGCAAACCAGUCAUGAGGAUCUUCUGACUGAUGCUAACAAGAACGCUUGGGCACGCACAUAUAGCCAUUAUAUCGAGCGAUAUUCUCUUCAAAUUUGGAAAGCUGCCGAUGGUCAUGAAUUCUUUCUUAAUGAAAGCCUAGUGGAUUUUGAAGGCGAUACAGAGUCCUAUAUGGGGGCAGAAGAGAAGGAAGAUGGAAGACUCCAGCUCGUCAUGAUGACGUUGGACGAUGUCAAACAUAUUAUCCUUCCAAUCAGUCCAAAAAUUGCCAUAAUCUUUUGCGAUGAAUCUCGCUGUUGGGAGUCACCGUUCGCCGAGAUUCUACACAAGAGGAAGAUUCCAUAUCCAGAAAACUCUUUGCUAAAAAGCGCGCCUCAUAAGGAUAUCACCAGCAUUCCUGUGCCAGAACAAAGGAGAGGGAAGAUAAGAUGGCCAGCAACGGAGGCAUGGAGAGUCAAUAUUGGCAAAUUAUCGGCAGAACAUCAUCAAAUCAUCAAUUCUUACUCACUCCUCCACGCACAAUCCUUGAUCAUAGUCCGAAGUCGAAAGUGCUUCGAGCAAGCCAAGAGGUCAUGCGAUUCGUUCAGUACAGCCAGAAUAGAACGAUGGGAAAGCCAAGGGAGUCGAUAUACAUAUGAUAACUAUGCACCAAGAAAUAAGGAAAAUGUACCAGAACUAUCCGGAGAGCAAUCAGGCAGAAUCGUGAAUGACUUCAUGCUUGCUCUGGAUAGGAUUGUCUGCCUUGUUCAGACUACAAAUGAGCCUUUACCGACAACCAAGAAAAAUAUUAUGGACUCCUGGAUGGCAAUGUGCGCACUAGAGUCUUGCGUGGUUAAAGACAGAAGUUUGCAGCCAGGUCCUGUGGGCGAGAUAGCAGGAAUGCACCCAGAAAUGAGAGCGGCUUUCGAAGCAGCAUUCCCGCCCAAGCAUGCCAGCCACAGAAAUCUCAUUGAAAUGGAUUUCAUGGACUUCUUCCACCAUGGUUUUGGAGAACAGGGGUUUGCCAGAUUGAUGGACAAUAUUGGUGCCAAAGCAAGGGAAAUAAUACCCCCCGAAUCUUUUACAAUCCAUUGGGACAGUUGCAAAGCCGUGUUGCAACAGAUCCUUACCAAUACGUGUCGUGUGAAAGGAGAAAAAGAGGACGCUCUCCUCGAAAAUCAGACUUGGCGAUCAGUAUGUAUAUUGGCUCAGAAUUUUGCCACUUUACAGUGGAUGUUUGAGGAACGGCAGGAUAUAUUGGCAGUCUUUGUAGGACAGCUAUCCAAACCUCUGGGUGAAUUAUACCCCGAGGUCAUCCGUAUGCGCGCACCGAGAACCUGA
Molecule: messenger RNA, 1815 nt
Organism: Trichoderma harzianum CBS 226.95
Lineage: Eukaryota; Fungi; Ascomycota; Sordariomycetes; Hypocreales; Hypocreaceae
Exons: 2
Coding region: 1-1815 (604 amino acids)
Source: RefSeq, a predicted model, not a curated record